Ooceraea biroi (clonal raider ant) is the source of this 1374-nucleotide messenger RNA. Its product is annotated as glyoxylate/hydroxypyruvate reductase A. Lineage: Eukaryota; Metazoa; Arthropoda; Insecta; Hymenoptera; Formicidae. The record is from RefSeq and is a predicted model, not a curated record. Gene Ontology annotation, molecular function: NAD binding.
GGAGAAGGCUGACGAGUAACGGCAGGCGUGCGCUGACAUGACGCAGGUCGUCGUGGUUCUGUCAGCAAUUCCUAGGUUAUCUCACCAUUUGCGCUCGCGUCUGCCGAAUCUGCGCAUCUCGGACGUUCCGCCAGGGCAAGCAGAUACCUUAGAUAAGCUCAAUGGCGCAGAGAUAUUGGUGGCCGACUGCGACUUAUUGAUACCUUACGCGCACAACUUGACAUCAUUCAAGUGGAUACAGGCGACAUGGGCCGGUUUGGACAAGUUCAUUCCACAUAUACAGAACGCACCAAGGGAUUACGUGCUGACUCGCUUCUCGAACGAAUCAUUCGGCCUGGCGAUGUCCGAAUACGUGAUAGCGCAUAUCGUCAACUUCGAGCGUGACCAAAGGCAACAGUAUGAGAAUCAGAGACGUGGCUUGUGGAAGCAGGAGGGCAAGAUUAUGAAACAUAGACUCAUAUGUGAUCUGACCAUAGGCAUUUUGGGCUUAGGAACAAUAGGAAAGUCCAUCGCACAGAGAUUGAAGCUAUUCGGUGCAACCGUCUGGGGAACGACGCGCACUGCUCCGAAGGAGAAGCUACCAUACCUCGAUGAGCACAAAACUGUAAGUGAUUUACUUAAUGUGUUGGGAAACUGCGACUACGUCAUCAACGUCCUGCCGUCGACUCGAGACACAGUGGGUCUCUUGAAUGGAGACACCUUGCAACACUGUAGAGCUAAGGGUACCGUGUUCAUCAACAUAGGACGUGGCUCCGUCAUCGGAGAAUUGGAUUUAAUAAAUGCUCUCGAACAGAAGUGGAUCUUGGGUGCCAUUUUGGACGUGUUCGAGGAAGAACCAUUGCCAAAGCAGAGCAAGCUGUGGAACUACCCACAAGUGACUAUCUCGCCGCACAAUUCUGGCGUGACUCGUGCACAAGACGUAGCCAAGCUGUUCGCUGAAAAUUAUGUUAGAUACGUCAAAGGGGAGAAUAUGAUUAAUAAGUUUGAUUUUGAAAGAGGUUAUUAAUUUUAUAAAAAGUUACAUAAUGUUACACUAUAUACUAUAAUUUUAUAAAAAGUUAUAUAAUGGUAUACUAUAUACAUAAAGUUUACAUAGGAGUCGGAAAUUAUAUUCAGUACAAAUAAAAAUUAUUUGGUACAUUCACAUAUUUUAAACAAAAAACUGGACAUCCCAGUUAUUUUCCAGUUGAUGUUUUUGUUACCAGAAGCUAAAUUCUAACUUUAUGUUUAUUUAUCUGCAUUAUGAUUUUCUCAGAAAAAAUUAAAUCAUUAAAUAGUAUCAUUAAAUGUUUCUUUAACGAGAAAUUUAUAAACAUAAAAUUUAUAACGUAACUUACACAGGUCAGUUAUGAUAAUAAAGUGACAUUAAAUAAA